Periconia digitata is the source of this 378-nucleotide messenger RNA. Lineage: Eukaryota; Fungi; Ascomycota; Dothideomycetes; Pleosporales; Periconiaceae. The record is from the annotation of a GenBank genome assembly.
UUCCAAAUGGUACCUUGUUCUAACCUCUUUUUUGCUGGUGGGCAUGUUCGCGUAGUCUGUUCCCUGUGGUUGUCGUCUUCUCUCUCAUUCGCUCGCUCUGUUUUGAUCUAUCUGGGUGGGAAAAGCCAGCCACUCUUCCGCGGCUUUCAUCGGUCUUGCAAUGGAUGGAUGAAUGUACUGUAUGUACUUUGUGCAGCAGCAAGGUCUAGCUGGCGCAAGAUUUCAACGUGCGCUACAUGGCUCGCGGCGGGGCGAACCUUUUGGCAAUCGAUCCUCCAACCCAUCGCAAACACAGUGACCAUCGGCGACGAACUCAAGUUAUCAUCAGCCCGCCACGUCAAUAACAACGUCACGCGCGCACACUUGUUGAGUGAAUAA